UCCGCUCCCCUUUCAUGUGAUUUCCUAAUUAUAUAAUCUACAUUAGAUUUCCGGGUUUUUGGGAGCAAAACAACAUACAUUCACAGUUGCAGGUCCAGUUGAAGCCAAAAAUCAGGAAAAAAUCGAGAAAUUCUGGAUUUUUGGUGCAAAUGACCUUCUUUAGACUGCUGUACCAAGAUCAAUAGAAGAUACAUUUUAUAAUGGCAUAUAACCAGGAACCAAAUCAAGCACCACACAUAUUGGGGUCCAAUUACAAUACACAGUACAGUACACCAACAGCACUGCCUCCAACAUACGCAUCAGCAGUAGAUCCUCCUCCACAGAAGUCAUAUAGUUCAGGUGUAGAUCCUCCACCAACCAACAUACCUAAAAAUAGAAUAGCUGACAGUAACUAUGAGACAGGAUUUGCAGAUAGUCCGUUUGGUAAUUCUUUCAGUGACAAGGCUGUGAGACAUGCGUUCAUCAGAAAGGUUUACCUUAUACUGAUGAUUCAGUUACUGGUGACCUUUGGCGUUGUUUGUUUGUUUUCUCUUGUUGCACCGAUCAAACAAUUUAUACAGACAACAGGAUCUUGGUUUUAUUGGGUAUCGUAUGGUACUUUCCUUGUGACUUACAUAGUGCUAGUGUGCAUCCCUUCGGUGAGACGGAAGUUUCCAGGAAACUUUAUAUGCUUGGCAGUUUUUACCUUGGCAUUUUCUUACAUGGUUGGAACAAUCAGCAGUUUUUAUGACACAACCAUUGUAUUUGUGGCAGCAGGAGUAACAUGCCUUGUUUGUCUGGCCUUAUCUCUGUUUGCCAUCCAGACCAAGGUUGACUUCACUAUGUGCAGUGGUCUGUUGUUUGCCUUGUUGAUGGUACUGAUCUUAUUUGGAUGGUCCUGCCUGAUAUUUUAUUUUGUUUUCCCAGCCGAUGUUUUUGCAUGGAGGAUAAUGGACUGUGUCUAUGGUGGACUUGCUGCACUAGUUUUCAGUCUGUUCCUUGUGUAUGACACCCAGAUGGUGGUAGGUGGCAAGAAACAUGAGCUUUCUCCAGAGGAGUACGUGUAUGGAGCCUUACAGCUAUAUAUUGAUAUAGUCUAUCUCUUCUUGAUCCUCCUGGCUUGUUUUGGAAAGAGUAACUGAACAGUAACAGAAUAUACAAGGCUUUAUUGUACUUUGUUAGCUAUUGUCAGUAAUUAUUAUUAUAAUCAAAAGUUUAUAUACUUGAUAUAUUUUUGGUAUACAAAUCAUUUUCUGUCAAAGUUUCAGAAAAGUCAUGGUUUAAAUUUAAGUACAAAGAAAGAUUUUUUUUUAUGUGGUAUUAAAUAAUUUCAAAUAGUUAAAUACUUGACUACAACAGUCUGUGAUUUUACAAAAUAAUCCAGUAUUUUUUUCAAUGUAUUAGUCAUUUUAGUAAGCUUUUUUAUAAUUAUUUAAUAGAUUUUUAAGAUUGGUGAUGGGUGUAUUGUAUUCAAUUUCAAUUUUUCUUUGAAAUUUUUUUAAUUGAUUUGUAAACAAUUACACUUUAUGCAGUCAGCCGCCCAAAGAUUAGGCCUUGUUUUAUAAUCAAUAUUGAUUUUACAUGAUAUUUGAAAUUUAUAUGUUAACAAUGCAAUUAAUUAGAAAAAUUCCAUUCAAUUUUUUUAGAAUACUUGUCAACAAACUUAGAAAAUAGAUAAAAAGUGAAUUCAAAGUAUUAACUUUAUCAAUUUAAAAAUUUGUAGCUGAAAUUAAAGUUUUUUCAUCGCUAGUGUUUAUUUAUUCUUCAUGUUAAAAAAAAAUUACAAUGACUUUAUUAUUAUUUUGCAAUCAGAUGUUUUUAGAAUACUUUUAACUUUCCUUUGUCAAAAAAGUACAAGAAGUAUUUAUAUGUUUUGAAAUUAUUUUUGUAUAUUAUAUUGAAAAAUCUUCAAGCUCAAAAUGUAAUUGUCCAUCAACAUUUUUUUGCUGGAACAAUAUAUCCAUUGAUAUUUUUCCUGGAAUAAUAUAUCUGUUGGAUAUUUUCUGUCAUAUUUUUUUCACUGUGCUGAAUAAAUGAAAAUUUUUGAGCAUUUAUGGCAUGAAUGUAUUUCAGUCACAUGAAUAUUGAUGAAAGGGUAAAGAUAUGACUAAAUAUUUUUUUGAACUAAAUGUUUUAAUUUCGUUGUAUUUACCCUAUAAAUAUGUCAUAUGCUGUAAACAUCAUUACAGUAGAUAAUUCAUUAUCUUUUUUAUACGACCGCAAAAAAUUUGCGUUCGUAUAUUGCUAUCAUCAUGAUCAUGUCGCCGCCGUUGUCGUCGUCAUGGCCGAAGACAUCUGGUUUCCAGACAAUAACUUUAGUAUAAGUGAAUGGAUCUCUAUUUUAAUCACAAGAUUCAAUAGCACAAAAGAAAGGUUAGGAUUGAUUUUGGGGGUUAUGGUCCCAACUGUUUAGGAAUUAGGGGUCAAAAAGGGGCCAAAAAAGGCAUUUUUCUAGUUUCCGGACAAUAACUUGUGUAUAAGUGUAUGGAUCUCUAUGAAAUUGUACCACAAGGUUCCAUACCACAAAGGGAAGGUUGGGAUUGACUUUGGGGUUAUGAUCCAAACCGUUCAGGAAUUAGGGGCAAAAAAAGGGGGGAAAACAAGGUUUUUCUGGUUAAUGGACAAUUUCUUAACUAUUAGUCUAUGGAUCUCUAUGAAAUUGAAACACAAGGUUCCAUAACACAAAGGGAAGGUUUGGUUUGACUUCGGGGGUUACGGCUCAAACCGUUCAGGAAUAAGGGGCAAAAAGGGGGGGGGGGGGGGUGGGGUGGGGUGGGGGGGAAGGAGGAACAAGGUUUUUCAGGUUUCCAGACAAAUACUUAAGUAUUAGUCAAUGGAUCUCUAUGAAAUUGUACCACAAGGUUCCUACCACACACUGAUGGUUGGGGGUCGAUUUUGUGGGUUGUGGCUUUAAUCGUUAAGAAACAAGAGGCCAAAUAGGGGCCAAAAACAAGACUUUUCUAAUACUGGCUAAGCUUGUUCUAACAUUCAAUUUACCUCUUGUUCAGUGCUGCAGGUUAUGAAACUGUCAAUUCAUAAAAUGAAAGAGCUUUAUAAAAGUGAUACCUUUAAAUAUAUUAAAUGUGACUUAAAAAUUUUCAUGAAAUAUCCUGAAAAUAGGCUUAAUUUCCAUAUUUAAAAAAAACUUUCAAACUAUUUUAAAUAAAAAAGAUUGAAGUAUAUUGUAUGUUAAAAAUAUAGAAAGCUAGUAUCUCCUAUUUCUAAACUGACCAUAUCGGAUAUUUAAAAUACAUGAAAAAUUAGGAAAGCUAAUUAUGGUUAAUCGAUUGAUUGAUGGCUUGGUAAGGUUCAGUAUUGAUUAUGAGACCAUGAUAAUAAAACAGGAGAAAUAUUUGACCCAUACAUUUUUGUUUUUGAUACUGACUUGAUCAGAAUAUUAAGUUGGUGAACUAUUAUAAUGAUGUUCUGAUGUAUAUAUGAAUUGGCAUGCAUUUCAUUGAUAGAUUGACACCGAUGGACAUGACGACGACGAGGGUGGUUUUUAACGACCUUGACUAUUCAUGAGGGUCUUGCACGGUUGGCCCUGGCUUGCGCCUUUUUGGGCAUUUAAAUAAUUUAUUUUUACCUUAAGGUGUUGGAUGGACAUGAGCAUAUGAAGUUGAUGCACUCUUAUUUGACGUCAUUGCCUAAUAUUUUUAAGUAUCAGAUCCUAUCCAUGAUCUAAAAAUAUAUUAUGACAAUGUACAAAUUGACGAUAAAAUCCUAAAUCAGGAAUUUUUGUGAAUGUGUAAUUCGCUCUGUUCAGAGUAGAAUAUUUACUGUUGAAUUUACACUUCAUAAAUAUUUCAUUAAGCAUUUAAAUACAAAUGCAUAAGGAAGUAACAUACAAACAAUGAACUUGCCAAAGAAUUAAUAACACCCUCUAAGGCUUAAAUUAUAAAAAAAAAACUCUGAUAUUAGCCAAAAAUUUGAUUGUCUCUUCCUAAGGCCAAAACGGAAAAAAUAGCCAAAUACAGCCAAAGAUUUUACUGCCCCCUUUUAAGACCUAACAGAAAAAAAAUAACCCAAUACAGCCAAAGAUUAAUCUGUCCCCUUCAAAGGCCAAAAAUUGAAAAGAUAAUUUAAAUAGCCAUAGAUUUAACAGCCCCUUCUAAACCCUAAACGGAGACAAUAACCUGAUAUAAGGUGUCAAGUUAAGGACUGGGAUACUUUUGUUGACAAAAGCUGACAUGACAGUGUAGAAGUAGACAGACAUGAAAUGUAUAACAAUUUGACUCUAAUCUCAAUUGACUAGGAUUGUCAGUUUUCCUGAUGAAGUUCAGUGGAUCUCUCCAGGCACUCCAGCUUCAAUAACCAAUAAAAACUGAAUGUCAUCAUGUAAUCAAUAGUGCUGAAAGUGGCAUAAAACAUCAAUCAAUCAAUCUUUUCUUAUUUCAGCAGUUUUCUUGACAUUCAUUUUUGCUUCUCAUGAAGCCUCAAUGUCAUAUUAAAUAUUAUAAUGAUAUGUUACUAUUUGUUUUCCAUAAAAUAUUGAGAGUUUUGUUAUUAAUUGUUUGUACAGUAGUGAAAGUAAGAUGUUUUACACUCUAUAUGUGGUUAUUUAUAAAAAAAAAACCACACACUAGUUCCUUUCGUAUCUGACUUUGAAGUGGUGUUUUUUUGGCAGCUAGUCAGUUUAUUUAAAAUUUUAUGAAAUGAUUGGUAUUGUAUUGUUACAGUUGAAAUUUGACCACUUUGCAAAGUGUUGUUUUUAAAAAUGACCAACCUGAGAUUGAAGUAGCUGUGAUAUGAAAUUGCUAGACAUUGCAAUUUGAGUAGACUUGUAGACAUGUCAUACAAUUUAAUUUUACAUUAUUGUUUUUAUGUUAUCAAUGUUUUGCUGUUUUAAUGGUUAUAAUGAAGAUGUGAUAUCUAAACAAUAUUUUUUGAUUUUGGAGGAAAGGGGGAGGGAGACAUCGUUAGUAUAAUUUUUUUCUUGGUUAACAUCCUGUGUAUUUUUUCAUUGUAAGAAAUGUCAUGUUUGAUGGUGUAACUAUUGUUUAAAGUUUUAACAAAGAUUAGGUCUGAAUGAAAGUUAAAAUGUAGUUUGUGCUGGAUUUAUUGCCUUUUUCUAGAUUAAUUUUCAUACAGAAUGCACACAGCCAAUAGUUGUGACAAUCCAUAAUAGAUUAAUUCAAGGGGAGCAAUAUAACAAAAAGGAAUAGCCAAUCCCAUUAAAGAAUGUGUGAUUAGUCUUCAAAUUUUCUUUAACAUAGUGUAACUCCCCUGGGCAUUUUCUCAUGUUUUUUCUAUACAUUUCUUUCUUCCCAUACAUUUCAUGUGCAAAUCCUGAAAACAUUUUUUGGGUGCAGGAAUCUAAAAGAAAGCUACAGACCUAUAUUCAUUUUUUUGUAAUCUAGUUGUUUUACACAUAAUCUAUUUUGAAAUAUGAAAUUUAGGAAAAUAUUAAUAUUUUGAAUAUCAGCAGGAUACAUCCAAAAGCUCACUUUACAAUGAUCAAAAGUUGUUGGAAAAAAAAUACUAAAAAUGUAUGAAAUAAAUCAAAAACAAUGUCAUUACAAAACAAUAUCAUUAAAAUGGCUGUUUGUAGGAUGAUACCCUUUGAGAUUUACAGUCCAUUAUUACAAUGACUGUUGGUGGCAUGUUAUAUUUAUAAAAAGUUAUAUACUACAAAUAAAGUUAUAUCAUUUGGUUAAAAAUAAGUGCAUUUGGUCAAUUCAGCUACAAAUAUCUGAUACAGGAUAUAUGUAUAUAGUGUAGAUGUAAAUGUCUACUGGUUUAUAGAAAAUAAAAUAUUAACCAAAAUUUUAAGUAAAUCUGUUUGCAUUUUCUGUAAAUUUAAAAAUGGAAAAGAUGGUUUAAAAGAAUAUUUUAUUAUGCCUGUUGACUUUCUCUCUUAUUCUAAUUUAGCAAUUUUAAAGAAUACAAAAAUGAACUGUAUAAAACCUUAAAAUUAUUAUUAUAAUGUACUACUACUUUAUGAAUAACUUCCAUUCUUUUAAAAAUAAAAAUACUGGUUUGUUAUGAACUUAAUAUAAACAAUAUUUAGUGUGUUUGUUUGAUUUCAGAUUUCAAUAUCUAUAGUAAAUUAUAUCCUGCAAUUGUAAAUAUUUCUUGUAUCAAUGUAAAAGUAAAUUUAUGUUCCAUGUUUUAUAUUCAGUUAGAAUUUGUUUGACCAGUCUUGAUAUUGUUGUAUGGAGAUUUGAUCUAUAUCUGUUAAAAUCAAAAUAAUAAAAAUGAAUGGCCUCAAUACCUUUUUUUGUUGUACAGAGAUUUAAUAUACAUUUGUUAAAAUCAAAAUAUUAUCAUAUAAAUGUUCUCUGUAUUA
This is a messenger RNA of Mytilus californianus (California mussel), 6268 nucleotides long. RefSeq names its product protein lifeguard 2-like. Gene Ontology annotation, cellular component: endoplasmic reticulum; membrane; Golgi apparatus. NCBI's taxonomy places the organism in Eukaryota, Metazoa, Mollusca, Bivalvia, Mytilida, Mytilidae. Gene Ontology annotation, biological process: negative regulation of apoptotic signaling pathway. The transcript has 12 exons. The coding region runs from base 201 to 1121 and encodes 306 amino acids. The record is from RefSeq and is a predicted model, not a curated record.